CCCCCAGCAGGCUCCGCGAGGCCCCUGCUCCUUUCGGCGCAGGCGCUCAGUGCCGGGGCGGAGCAGCUUUGCGGGAUGGCCGCAUCUGAGGAGGAGCCUGAGGCCUCCACGGAGCCCCUGGACAUCGCGUGCGGCCUGGAGGACGUGCCUGUGAGCGUGUGGCCCCCGGGGGCGUGGCCAGAGCCCUUCCAGUACACGCCCGCGCACGUGGCCGGGCCCGGGGCCGACGUGGACCCUGCGCAGAUCACCUUCCCCGGCUGCCUCUGUCGGUCCCGCCCCUGCGUCCCUGGCGCCUGCACCUGCCUCCGCCAGGCAGAGAACUACGACGCAGACACGCGCCUUCAACUCCUGGGCUCGGUGGCCGGGCGCGCCCCACCCAUCUUCGAGUGCAACGCCCUGUGCCAGUGCCCGGAGCACUGCGCCAACCGCGUGGUGCAGCGAGGCGUGCAGCUGCGGCUGCAGGUGUUCAGGACGCGCCGCAAGGGCUGGGGACUGCGCACCCUGGAGUUCAUUCCCCGAGGCCGCUUCGUCUGCGAGUAUGCCGGGGAGGUGCUGGGGUUCUCAGAAGCGCGGAGGAGAAUUCGGCUGCAAACACCACGCGAUGCGAACUACAUCAUCGCUGUCCGGGAGCACGCAUCCAAUGGGCAGGUGAUGGAGACGUUUGUGGAUCCUGCCCAUGUUGGAAAUGUCGGGAGAUUCCUUAACCAUUCCUGUGAGCCCAACCUGCUCAUGGUCCCCGUCCGGGUUGACUCGAUGGUGCCGAGGUUGGCUCUUUUUGCAGCCAAAGACAUUUUGCCCGAAGAAGAACUCUCCUACGACUAUUCAGGAAGAUUUCUUAACCAAAUGGAUGGCGAAGACGGAGAACGGCCAGACAACGGGAAGCUAAGAAAGCCUUGUUACUGUGGCUCCAAAGCGUGCGCUGCCUUCCUGCCCUACGAUGGCUCCCUGUACUGCGCCCCAGAGCAGGAACCGCCACCGCCACACGUGAGUCAGGGAGGAAAAGCGUAG
Molecule: messenger RNA, 1008 nt
Organism: Pteronotus mesoamericanus
Lineage: Eukaryota; Metazoa; Chordata; Mammalia; Chiroptera; Mormoopidae
Product: histone-lysine N-methyltransferase SETMAR
Exons: 2
Coding region: 76-1008 (310 amino acids)
Cellular component (GO): nucleus
Molecular function (GO): protein binding; zinc ion binding; histone methyltransferase activity
Source: RefSeq, a predicted model, not a curated record